Molecule: messenger RNA, 4544 nt
Organism: Paramisgurnus dabryanus
Lineage: Eukaryota; Metazoa; Chordata; Actinopteri; Cypriniformes; Cobitidae
Gene: zdhhc14
Product: zDHHC palmitoyltransferase 14
Biological process (GO): protein targeting to membrane; peptidyl-L-cysteine S-palmitoylation
Cellular component (GO): Golgi apparatus; endoplasmic reticulum
Molecular function (GO): protein-cysteine S-palmitoyltransferase activity
Source: RefSeq, a predicted model, not a curated record
AACGCCAUCUAGGAAGUGAGCUCACUAGGUUUUAAGACACUGCCGUUGUUUAUAGGGUCAUCGUGUGCUCAGAGCUCGCGCAUUUCACGCGGUGUUCUGCUCGUCAGUGAGGACGCGCAGCGAUCGUCGUCUUAACCGUUAUAACGGAUACAUACACAGAUACGCCGUUCUGUUCUUUAAUCGCAUCGUUAUAAUAUUAAUAACAUUAACCAAUUACUAAAGUUAACGCGAUAAAAAUCAUUUGGAUAAACGGACGUCGGAAGGACAUGUUUACGUGAUUUCCGUGGAUUUGAUUUCAUCGGAACGCGUCUGGAGCAGAAACGAGACAAAGCGACAUUUCUGGACAUGAUGCUCGCAUGCCUUUAUGUCCUCCUGGAGCGCGUCCUGUUGUGUAGACAUCUGCAACGAAGAAGUUAUCCAAACAAACACACGGAUCUGAUUUCAUCUGGGAUGUAAAUUGUUUAAACUAAGUGCCAUCGUGCUAUUAAAUAACUCAAGAUUGUUCUAAAACAUGGAGCAAAGAAAAUGGUCGCUUGGUUCCAGUUGCGUGAUUUUCUUUGACUGUGUAUUGUAAUGCCUUCUCUAUCCGUGAUGUUUCUCCAGGAUCCAGCUGUCUCAUCGGUUCCCUGUUCACUGGAGAACAUUUGAAUUCCUGCUUUGAUUCACUUUUCCAGCUUGUUUUUUUGGGGUAAAUGACAGGCACCAUGCAUUUGGGAAUGGAGGAGCCCAUCAGAGAGUGUCAGUAUAACCAGAUCUGUACACAUAACUCCUCACCCAUGGAGACCCCACACACCAUCAAGAGGAAGAGCAAAAGGAAAUGGAAAGUUUUUCCUGGACGAAAUAAGUUUUAUUGCGACGGAAGGAUCAUGAUGGCAAAGCAGACGGGGGUUUUCUACCUUACCAUGGUUCUCAUCUUGGUGACCAGUGGCCUCUUCUUUGCCUUUGACUGUCCGUUCCUGGCGUCAAACCUGACUCCGGCCAUUCCGGCCAUCGGAGGCGUGCUCUUCUUCUUUGUGAUGGGAAUGCUGCUUCGGGCGAGCUUCAGCGACCCGGGCGUCCUGCCCAGAGCCACACCAGAGGAAGCGGCGGACAUCGAGAGACAGAUAGAUGCAGCCAAUGGGCCGAGUGGUCCAGGUUACAGACCUCCACCCAGAACAAGAGAAGUGGUGAUUAACGGUCAGACAGUCAAACUAAAAUACUGUUUUACCUGCAAGAUCUUCAGACCACCACGGACUUCACACUGCAGUCUGUGUGACAACUGUGUAGAGAGAUUCGAUCAUCACUGCCCGUGGGUUGGCAACUGUGUGGGACGGAGGAACUAUCGUUUCUUCUACCUGUUUAUCCUCUCGCUCUCGUUCCUCACCAUCUUCAUCUUCGCCUUCGUCAUUACACACGUCAUACUGAGAUCCAACAGGACCGGCUUUCUCAGCGCUCUCAAAGACAGCCCAGCUAGUGUUCUGGAGGUGGUGGUGUGCUUUUUCUCUGUCUGGUCUAUUGUAGGUCUGUCAGGGUUUCAUACUUACCUGAUCAGCUCCAACCAGACCACCAAUGAAGAUAUCAAAGGUUCAUGGUCAUCCAAACGAGGCAAAGGGAACUACAAUCCCUACAGCUACGGAAACUUCAUCACUAACUGCUGCGCUGCACUGUGUGGACCUCUGCCGCCGAGUUUGAUUGACAGAAGAGGGUUCGUCCAACCAGAUACCCCACAGCCUGUGACCCAGGCUAACGGUAACAGCGCCUGUCCGUCCAGUCAGGUUCAGAGUCAUAUGUGUGCUCAGGACCAGUGCAUUCAGAGCACCAAAUUCGUUUUGCAGGCCGCCACCAACCCGCUCCUCCACAGCCAGCCUGUCAUUCUGAGCGGAGGCCCCACCCUCCAGGCCAAAACCUCUUUGGGAGGACCGUGCUCCACUCUUGGGCCCUCUCAGCCCACGCUGCCCUCCUCUAUCCCGGGCCUCAGCUGCGGAGGAGAGCUGAUGGCCCUGCGGGACUCAGAGAUUCACUGCCAUCAUCAUCUGCACCAUCAGCAUUUCAUCAGUCCGGAAGAGACGCCGUCCCCGCCCGCACCCCUGCCCUGCGCCACCCAUCUGGGUCACCACGUCCACCCGGCACAGCUCUUUGAUCCGGUCAGCCAAGACUCGCUCCAUGAGGAUUCUGUGCGGGGUUUGGUGAAGCUCAGCUCGGUGUGAGCUGUUUCUAAGACCUUGCUGCCAGAAAGCCAUACUUUAAUUCAAUUGAGACGUCUUGUGAAGAUGCAAGCAAGUCUUUCAGCUGUGGGUCAUAACCGAGCUGUAUUACGAUUGUGGAUUUAUAGAGAGGAACAUUGACUGUCUCUUUAAUGGUUUUGGUUCUGGAAGUAUUUCUCCUGUUUAUCUUCUCCAUAGGCAUUUCAAGCCAAACCAGCUUGCUUUAAGAGUAAAAAAGCGUACUUUAAUGGUGUACAUAAUCUUGAAACUCUUAUCUUAUACAUUCUGUUUGUCUAUGAAGAAAAUCAAUGGGAUUUUUACAUCUGGAACCCAAAAGUGUAGGCACAAGGUGGUCGACUUUAGGUGGGAUCAUUCGUAUGAACAGUGUUCCUGUGUGACUCUAUCUGUUCAUUUGUGGUUCUCAAAUAUUACCCGAGCUGUUGGGACGAUAGGGAAUCACAGCAGUCUUUUGUCUGUUUGUACAGCCCGUGAUUCAGAUCUUCACAAAGUCGGAGAGACACAGAACUUGAAUGCAACGUCACUGCCUUCUUUCUCUGGGGAUCUGUCGACAACAUUAGUGGUAUUAUCUAUGAUAAUUAUGCUUUCGUUAAAUAUUCGGAUAUGUAUUGCAUCAAAUCUUAAUCAGAUGCCAACCUUAUGGUCAUGUGAUUAUGUGCCAAAAAACGGUUUACUGGUUUUCAGCAAAAAUGGAAUAUUGUGGAUGUUAAUAAAUUCACAAAUUUUUAAGGAAGCACUGAGAGUGACUUGACUCAUUUUGUUUGUUUACUAAAAAAUGAAGAUAAAUCACAUCUAUGGUACAUGGUUAGUCACACUGUUAAGUGAAUGUAUUGUUAUUGGUUACAUUGGGAAAAAUGUGAGACGACAUUGGUGCAUUGUGUUAAUUAUAGGAGGACCUAUUGGCAGAAAUGCAAUUUGUCGUUUUUACAUACAGCCUCCUUAAAUGGAAGUCAACAUUUUGCAAAUUUUUUACUUGAUAGACAAAAAUCUGUCUUAAGUGUUUCUUAAGGUAAACACUUAAAAACAUCGAAGGGUACUCAACUGUGCUUUUUGACCUGACGCACCAUUUAUUUUAAUACAUUAAAAAUCUAUUAAGGUAUUUUUGGUGUUUAGUAUACUUUAUUCAAGUGCCCUUAUUUACUACCGAACUUGAACUAUACUUUUAAUUUAGUAUAUUUGUAGUGUAAACUUUUAUUUAGCACAAAAAAUAACGGUAGCACUUUAUUUUACAGUACGUGUACUUACCUUGUACAUAUAUGGUAAAUAAGUUGUACUUACAGACAAAAAUGUGUGGUACUUACUUUUAUGUAUCUACAUGGUAAUUAAUUGGUACCAUUACUGUACUUACCAAUGGUACAUACUUGGUAGUUAUUAUGUAACUGGGUAAUACUUAUAUUACUGGGUAAUAAUUUGUAAGUACUGUAAAAUAAAGUGCUACCAUAAUAACAAUGUACUACUGAUGUAUAGUACAUUCAAGUAUACUUUAUUUUACCUGGGUUGUGUGAGAGGAUCUGUGGGCUUUUUGUUGUAUUUUAUGGGAACAUUAGUAGAUUACGGUCAUAAUGGAUUAUUAGCAUACAAACUAAAUGUUGUGCAUUUAGUACACACACUAUAGCAGGGUUCUACGUGGUGUCCGCCAAAGCACAUAAUAGUCUCAAUUGUAAUAUUAAUUUGUUACAUAUUUUUAAUAUUAGCUUGGCUUGUUUUACGUAUGUUAACAUUUUAAACAAUACUAAAACAUAUCAACAAGUAAAAUAAAAUAAACAAGUAAAACAAAAAAGUUUUGAGUAAACUAUAUCAAAAAGUAGCCCUCCAGAUUAUUUUAUCCAUUGUGGUAGCCCUUUCUCACAAAAAGGUUGGAGACCCCUGCACUAUAUUGUAAACUGUCCUGUAACAUGAGAAUGUAUUUUCUUUCUAAUGCAUCUAAUUUUGUGUUAACAAUGUAACUGUCAGUUUGAUAUAAAUUGGGUUGCUAAUUGGCACUGACUGUAUAUUCAGUUUAUUCAUCAAACUGGAAAUGUAAAGUCAAGUGCAUUGGAUUAUGAGAUAUAGUAUGCCAGUAUACAGUUAACUUUUCCACAAACUUUUUAGUGCCCUCUGGUGGAUAACAUUAUUUUUGUGAGAUUUCUAAAUUCAACAUCUAUGCACGUAAUGGAAACAAAUUGUAAUACAGGUGAAUAUUAUAAACAUUAUCAUAUAUUUAUAUAGUAUACUGUGGGAAGUUUGUGUUUUUUGUAAUACAAUUAUAUUUUCUCAUCAGUCAUCUAAUAGAUUUUAAAGUAAAAGCAACAUCACAAAUGACCUUACAUCAUUCUUAGAGAAGCACAAAUCAAAUGUAGAUCU